This is a messenger RNA of Candidozyma duobushaemuli, 729 nucleotides long. RefSeq lists its product as uncharacterized. Gene Ontology annotation, biological process: endoplasmic reticulum tubular network organization; membrane organization. Gene Ontology annotation, cellular component: endoplasmic reticulum. The record is from RefSeq and is a predicted model, not a curated record. The coding region runs from base 1 to 729 and encodes 242 amino acids. NCBI's taxonomy places the organism in Eukaryota, Fungi, Ascomycota, Pichiomycetes, Serinales, Metschnikowiaceae. The transcript has a single exon.
AUGUCUGAGCACCAAAACAGAACAACAAACAGAACCGUGGACGCCAAGUACCGCAAAAGACGCCUUGUCAAGAAACCCGGCUCGACGUCAAAAACCAAGUUUCUUGUCUGGUUGAGCGGCCACUCCGUGUGUGUCCUUUUUGGAACCAUCACCUUGUUUUUCCAGGCCUUGUGGCUUCCUAACGUCUACUACAUCAACUCCAUCGCCUACAGACUCUGUCUUUUGGGUGCCACCACGGCGUUUUUGGCCACCUUGUCCCACAAGUUCGGUCUCCACUACUUGCCACCAAUCACUACGCUUUUGGCUCAGCACAACUUCCAGUACCUCAACUUGGCCAUCAUGUACUCCUUCACCUUCAAGUCCGUGUUCAAGAUCGUGCCUUUGUACUUGAUUUCCAUCUUGCAGUUGUGUGAACACUUCAAGGUGGGUGCUGUGCAGAAACACGCCGAUUCCAUUGCGUCGAUUAUCGGUUUCGACGAGAUCUUCUUGAUCUUCUACCUUUUCGUCAGAACCUUGGCCUUCAGGUCCACCUCUGGCUACCAGUUGGCCAUCCUUUUGAUGUUCUUGUGGUUGCGUAUUUUGUUCGACCCCGACACCGCCAAGAUGUUCUCGUAUGUCGUGGACAAGGCCGACGCCAAGGUAUCCAACAUCAAGCACGAGAAGGUCAACAAGGUGUGGACCAAGAUCAAGCGUUUCCUUGAAGAGAAGCAGUCCUCGAACUUCAUUUGA